GCUCCAUCUAUGAAAGGUUUGGAAGUGAAUGCUGCCUGUCAACAGGAGAAGUCAUUAAAGUUAUAGGCUUCAAAAUUAAUAAGCUCAUAGCAAGUAUCUGUGAGAAUAAUGAAGUCAGCCAGUUUUCAGCCAAAGUGGAAUUACCACUGAAUUUUCCUGGUCUUUAUAAGGUUGUGGCAGAUAAAACUCCAUAUGUCAGCAUUGAAGAAAUUACAAGAAAAGUCUCUAUUGGGCCAACAAGAUUUGGCCAUCCAUGUUUCUACAGCCCCGAGGAUAUAAAGUUGGCAAACCUCACUAUCAAACGUGGUGAGCACAUCACCUUCAACUCAGUGGAAGACGUCAGUGGAACAAUGGUUGUGAACUGUGUUGUGCUCAGAAAUAACCAGUCUCAUUCCUUUACUUUGCCCCUUUCACAAGAAGGAAAAUUCUAUGAGUGUGAAGAUGACCAGAUAUACACCCUGAAAGAGAUUGCAGAAUGGAAAAUCCCUAAGUGCAGAAACCGGAUUGUCAAACUUUCCAAUACUUUACAUAAGUGGGACUCCUCUAAUCCACUUCCUGAGAAUUUUGAUGGCUGCUUGAUUCUCACGCCUGUCUACGAAGUGCAGGCAGUAAUGAAAUUUCGAAAGGACAUAGUUCGUAUCCUCUCAGAUCUAGAUGUCGAGGUCAAGGAUAUAACAGACUGUUAUGAUGUUAGCUCUUUCCUUCAGCCACUGUCUUUGGAAGAUGUAUUUGAGAGAACAAGCAAGGAAUUUCCUGUGGUUGCUCAGAUAAUGGAAGGGCCUUCAGAAAGCCAAAAAUCUUUUAAAUUUUUGGAUACAGGGAAUGAGAUCAUUAUCUACAAAAAGUACCAGGCAACAAGAGUCCUAGCCUCAGAGAUCAGAAGUGAUUCACCCAAAAGAUAUUUUUUAAUCCCUAUGAGCUACAAAGGAAAGUUCAAAAGAAGACCUCGGGAGUUUCCAACUGCCUAUGACUUAGAGAUAGCAAGAAGUGAAAAGGAACAACUUCAUGUUGUAGCAACUAAAGCCUUUGAUUCCCCUCAUAAAGAGCUUUUCUCUGUUUCAGUUGGAGAUCAAUUUCUAGUUCAGCAAUGCCAGACUAGUGAAGUUCUGUAUAAGGGAAGAAAGAAACUCAUAGACUUUUUAGCUUGUGAACAAAUACUAGGUGACACAUAUAAGAAAGUUCUCCUCCCUAUGUACAUGGAAGGUAGAUUUGUGGAAGUGAUUCAUGACAAGAAACAGUACCAGCUUUCUGAGAUUUGCAAAGAAUUUCGUUUGCCUUUUAACGUCAAAGUGUCUGUGAGGGACCUUUCUAUUGAGCAAGAUGUCGUGGCUGCCGUGCCUGGUCUGCAGUUUGAAGAAGAAAUCACAGACUCUUAUUUGCUGAUCAGUAGUGCCAGUAGUCCAGUGGAGAGCUGGGAGAUUCCUGUAUAUCGCUUAAACAUGUGUGUCCAUUUGCUCAGCAAAGAUGUCCAGACAGCUGUGCCCCCUGUGACUAAGACAAAAGUGGAAGAGAUCAGUGAAGAGCAAUACUAUAUGGUGCGAAGAUACGAAAACCAAACCCUUCGUUCACCACCCAGGCCUCCCAAGAAGCCAACAAUGCUUGCACCAAAACCUGGUUUUGCAGUACCUAAGCACGGUGUUUCUGAUGUACUACAAGCUCCAAAG
This is a messenger RNA of Nestor notabilis (Kea), 1664 nucleotides long. It is a transcript of the gene THEMIS, whose product is annotated as thymocyte selection associated. The record is from RefSeq and is a predicted model, not a curated record. The transcript has 3 exons. The annotation marks the transcript as partial. Lineage: Eukaryota; Metazoa; Chordata; Aves; Psittaciformes; Psittacidae. Gene Ontology annotation, biological process: T cell receptor signaling pathway.